GCCCGGCAAAACCCGAGCAAUUUGGUGGGGGAGAUCGGUGGUAACAGCUCGAUCGGUGGUAUAUAAAGCAGUCCGAAUAAACGUUGGACAUCAUCAGUCGCUCAGUCGAUCCAAACCAACCUAAUCAUUCCAACAAUGGUCUCCAAGUUCAUCGCCUUCGCCGCGUUCGUGGCCGCCGCCAACGCCGGAAUCCUGCGGGAAGCCCCUUUGACCUACGCACCUGCUGCACACUUAUCCUACGCUCAUGCCGCCCCAUUGGCUUACUCUGCGCCAGUUGCUGUAGCUCCCGUGGCCAAGACGUUAGUCGCGGCUCCAGUGGCUAAGGCCGUCGUUGCCAAGACUGUGGACGCUGACUACGACCCUCAUCCCCAAUACAGCUACGCCUACGACGUGCACGAUAGCCUGACCGGUGACGCCAAGAGCCAACAAGAGAGCCGCGACGGAGACGUGGUCCAGGGCAGCUACUCUCUCAUCGAACCCGACGGCACCAAGCGCACCGUCGACUACACCGCUGACCCAGUCAACGGAUUCAACGCGGUAGUCCGCAAGGAGCCAGCAGCCGUUGCCGUGAAAGCCGUCGCCCAUGCCGCACCCUUGACCUAUGCCGCUUCUGCGCCAGUUCUUGCCGCUCCAGUCGCCAAGUAUGCCGCCCCCAUCGCACACGCUCCAGCAGUAUACGCCGCCAAAGUAGCCGCACCAGUUGCCGUUGCCCAUGCCGCCCCAUACGCCGUUGCCCAUGCCGCCCCAUACGCCGUUGCCCAUGCUGCCCCAUACGCCGUCGCUCACGCAGCACCCAUCGGCUAUUCCGCUCACCCCGUCUCGUACGCCAAGUACGCCGCUGCCCCGGCCCUGACCUACGCUCAACCUCACUAUUUGUAAACGUACCUACGUCUUAAACCCCACACCACGGACUCAGGCUGAACUUUUUAUUUAUUUUUUUAGCAGACUUGUUUGUGAUCGAUUAAACUCGUUACAAAUGUA
Molecule: messenger RNA, 981 nt
Organism: Osmia lignaria (orchard mason bee)
Lineage: Eukaryota; Metazoa; Arthropoda; Insecta; Hymenoptera; Megachilidae
Gene: CPR2
Product: cuticular protein 2
Cellular component (GO): extracellular matrix
Source: RefSeq, a predicted model, not a curated record